AUGGAAGAGAGGAACCACAGGUCGGUCACCAGCUUCACCCUCCUGCGGUUCACCACUGACCCGAAGCUGCAGCUUCUGUUGUUCAUGGUGUUCACCUUAGCCUACGUCACCACCCUCGUGAGCAACAUCACCCUCAUCAUGGUGAUAUGCCGUAGCUCACGGCUCCAUACCCCAAUGUACUUCUUCGUUGGGAACUUGUCCUUCCCGUGUCUCUGGUAUUCCUCCGUCUACACCCCCAAGACCCUGCUGAACUGUGUCUCCGAGGACAAGAGCAUCUCCUUCGCUGGGUGUGCUGCUCAGUUCUUCGUCUCCGGUGGCUUGGCCAGGGGGCAGAGCAAAGCCUUCUCCACCUGCGCCACCCACCUCACCGCCGUCACCCUCUACUACGGCUCCAUCCUCUUCAUUUACACCCGGCCCAGCUCCACCUACGUCCUGGGGAGGGACAAGGUGGUCUCUGUGUUUUACACAGGGAUGAUCCCCACGCUGAGCCCCUUCAUCUACAGCCUGAGGAACCAGGAGGUGAAGGAGGCACUGAAGAGACUGGUGAAGAGACAGACAGCUUCUUAA
Molecule: messenger RNA, 567 nt
Organism: Aptenodytes forsteri (emperor penguin)
Lineage: Eukaryota; Metazoa; Chordata; Aves; Sphenisciformes; Spheniscidae
Product: olfactory receptor 9G9-like
Biological process (GO): G protein-coupled receptor signaling pathway; sensory perception of smell
Cellular component (GO): membrane
Molecular function (GO): G protein-coupled receptor activity; odorant binding; olfactory receptor activity
Source: RefSeq, a predicted model, not a curated record